UUACAGUCGGGGUGGGAGAAAAAGGGAUGACAGACCAGGGAGAGACAGAGUAAGCUCCCAUGCGAACAUGUCUAGAGACACUCCCCAUCAUCCUAGAAAUGAGACAAGAGAGGAAAAAAGCUGGUUCAAAGUCACAAUUCCUCAUGGGAAAAAAUAUGAUAAGGGUUGGCUAAUAGGUCUCUUACAAAGUGCCUGUGCGCUACCAUUCACACCUGUUGAGUAUCAUUGUGACCAUUCUCGAGCUCACUUCUUCGUGGAAGAUUCUGCUGUGGCAAAAGCCUUAAAACAGAUUUCACGGACAUUCACUGACCGAGAAAACUUCAAGGUUACGAUUUUGACACAUUCUUGUCCUCCCCCAUCGUUUCCAAAAAGUUUGACAGAUGAAGAAAUAGUACAUUUAAAGACCUGUAUGCAGAAACGAUAUGAUGGAGCUCAACAAGCUCUCAAUAUGAAGUCCGUACGUUUGGAUCCAGGCCUAGUUGAAAACAAGGUAGACAUCAUUCCGAACCGGAAGGCUUGUAUGCAGGCCAUGCUACAAAUAAUUGAGGAGAAUGUGCCAGAGCUGCUGUCUUUGGAUCUUAGUAACAACAAACUCUAUAAACUUGACCAUAUGUCAGAAAUUCAUCAUAAAGCUCCUAAUCUGAAGAUUCUUAACCUGUCUGAGAACAUGCUGAGGUCUGAAAAGGACCUGGAUAAGAUAAAAGGCCUUAAAUUGGAAAUGUUGUGGUUAGAUGGGAAUCCACUCUGCAAACUCUUCAGAGACCAAACUUCAUACAUCAGUGCCUUGCGAGAACGUUUUCCCAAACUCCUGCGACUGGAUGGACAUGACCUUCCUCCUCCAAUCACCUUUGAUGUAGAAACCCCCACAACACUCCCUCCUUGCAAGGGCAGUUAUCUUGCAACAGAUGAUAUUAAAGCAUUGGUUUUGCGAUUUCUUCAACAAUAUUACGUGUGCUAUGACAGUGAAGAUCGUGAAGGCCUCCUUAAUGUAUACCACGAUGAGGCUUGCAGUUCGCUCAGCAUUGCUUGUGGGCAAGGACAGAAUCCCUCUAGAAGCAGUCUUGGAGAGUAUUUUAACAACAGCAGAAAUCUAAAAAGAUUACGUGAUCCAGGGCGACGCUUUAAACUACUGAAACACAAGCGCCUUAAUGUUGUUAGCUUCUUAAAUGAGCUCCCUCGUACACAGCAUGAUCUCAAUUCAUUUGUUGUAGACAUUACUGCUCAGUCUAACACACUACUGUGUUUCGUGGUGAACGGUGUAUUUAAAGUUGAGGGGCAGUCUAGUGAUCCUGUACGUGCUUUUACACGGGUGUUCAUAGCUGUGCCAGGCACUGAUGGAGGGCUCCUCUUAGUGAAUGAUGAUCAAUUCAUAAGGAAUGCCACCACAGAAGAGAUUCGGAAAGCAUUUGCCACACCAGCUCCUACUCCUUCCAGCAGCCCAGUACCUGUCCAUGCACCUGUGCCCCAAGAUAUGGUGCAAGCAUUUUCACUGUUCUCCGGAAUGAAUGCAGAAUGGUCUCAAAAGUGUCUUCAGGACAAUGGUUGGGACUUUGAACAGGCAGCACAGAUUUUUAUGAAGCUCAAGGCAGAGGGUAAAAUCCCAGAAGUUGCCUUCAUCAAGUGACUCUCCACUUUAAUCUUUCCUUCAUCUUUGCUCCUUUUUAAAGU
Molecule: messenger RNA, 1668 nt
Organism: Bufo bufo (common toad)
Lineage: Eukaryota; Metazoa; Chordata; Amphibia; Anura; Bufonidae
Gene: NXF1
Product: nuclear RNA export factor 1
Exons: 19
Coding region: 68-1624 (518 amino acids)
Biological process (GO): poly(A)+ mRNA export from nucleus
Cellular component (GO): nucleus; cytoplasm
Molecular function (GO): RNA binding; protein binding
Source: RefSeq, a predicted model, not a curated record